Molecule: messenger RNA, 1122 nt
Organism: Pogona vitticeps (central bearded dragon)
Lineage: Eukaryota; Metazoa; Chordata; Lepidosauria; Squamata; Agamidae
Source: RefSeq, a predicted model, not a curated record
AUGGACUCCGAAGCGUUUGGCUGGCGGAGGCCGUGGGAGGAGUACCGCGGCGGCGGCGGGCGCCCGUCCCGGGCCGCCUGCGACGCUGGCGGGGCCGCCAACUCCUUGCGGGCCGAGCUGGCCUUCCUGCAGAAGCUUCUCGGGGAAGAGCGCUCUGAGCUGGCUGCAGAAGCCGAGGUGGCCGCGGCGACCCGGGCGGCGGUGGCGGAGGGUAGCCCGGCGGGCGGGACCUCCAAGCCGGACCUCUCCGCGGCGCUGCGCGAGAUCCGUGCCCAGUACGAGAGCCUGGCGGCCAAGAACAUGCAGGCGGCCGAGGAGUGGUACCGCUCCAAAUUCGCCUCGGUGGCCGAGCUGGCCAGCCGCAACCAGGAGGCGGUGCGCAGCAUCCGUCUGGAGACCGGCGAGUACCGGCGACAGCUGCAGUCGCGCUCGGCGGAGAUCGAGGCCCUCCGCGGCGCCAUCGACUCGCUGCACAAACAGCUGGAGAGCCUCGAGGGACAACAGAGCGCCGAAGUGGCCCGUUGCCAGGGGAGAGUGGCAGAGUUGGAGCAAGAGAUCUCAGAGGCCAAGGAGGAGAUGUCGCGAUACAUGCGAGAGUACCAGGAGUUGCUGAAUGUCAAGAUGGCCUUGGAUGUAGAGAUUGCAGCAUACAGGAAACUGCUGGAGGGAGAGGAGGUGUGGUGGAGUUCUGCCUGGCAGCCCACCUUGAAGUAAUCCUGUUUGCAGCAACAGCAUCUCUGAUUCAUCUCCAUUGGGACACCCAUUUCUUCCCCACCCCUGCCCGUUUUCCACCCCCUCCCUUAGUGAAGGAUGGAUGCUCUCCCUUGCCUUGAAGGCAGGUGGGCAGAAGUCUAGGAAGACGUGUGAACCUCCCCCUUGCUCCCUCACCCCAAAACAGAAACCUUCCUCCAGGGCUGAGGGAUGGUCUUAGGAACAGUCUCUCCAGUCAAGGCCUAAAACCAAGCUGGACGUAUACAAGUGGUGCCCCGCAUAGCGAAGUUAAUCCGUUCCGGAUUAACCGUCCCUAUGGCGAAUCGCUGUACGGGAAGUAAAAACCCAUUGGACCGCAUUAAACUUUGUUUAAUGCGUUCCAAUAGACUCCAAACUUACCGUUCAGCGAAG